AUGGAUUAUGGAAAUCAAACUUUGGUGAUUGAGUUUUUUUUUGUGGGCUUAACAAAUCGCUUCCAUCACCAGGUUGUCCUCUUUGUGAUAUUUCUCUUGGUUUAUCUCUGCAGUCUUCUGGGAAACUUGGGGAUAAUCGCCCUCAUUUGCAUGGACUCCAGACUCCACAGCCCCAUGUAUUUUUUUCUCAGUCACUUGGCCUUUGUGGAUGUCUGCUCCUCUUCUGUCAUUGGUCCCAAGAUGCUGACUGACAUCUUUGUGGAGAAAAAAGUUAUCUCUUUCUUGGGUUGUGCUGCUCAGUUAUGGUUUUUCCUUCAGUUUGAGUUGGUUGAGUGCUUCCUGCUGGCUUCCAUGGCAUAUGAUCGGUAUGUGGCCAUCUGUAAGCCCCUGUUGUAUACACUCACUAUGUCCAAGCAGGUCUGUGUGCAGCUGCUGGUAGGGCCUUAUAUCAUGGGCCUUUUAAUUGCCAUGACCCAUACAACUUUCACCUUUCACCUGCCUUACUGUGGCCCCAAUGUCAUCAAUCACUUUUUCUGUGACCUUCUUCCAGUUCUCUCCCUGGCAUGUGCAGAUACUCAGGUCAAUCAAUUUGUACUUUUCAUCUUGGCUGGAGCUCUAGGAGUACUAAGUGGUGUGAUCAUCUUGGUCUCCUAUACUUACAUUGUCUUCACUGUUGUGAGGAUUCACUCUGCUGAUGGGAGGAGCAAGGCUUUCUCCACCUGCUCUUCACACCUGACAGCAGUCUCCAUCCUUUAUGGGACACUCUUCUUUAUCUAUGUCCAUCCAAAUUUUAGUUUCUCCCUGGACAUCAACAAAGUGGUUUCUGUGUUCUACACAGCAGUGAUUCCCAUGUUGAAUCCCCUCAUCUACAGCCUGAGAAACAGAGAGGUCAAGGAUUCAUUCAGAAGAGCAUUUCAAAGAAAGAAGUUUCUCAUGGGUAGGUAA
Molecule: messenger RNA, 945 nt
Organism: Diceros bicornis minor
Lineage: Eukaryota; Metazoa; Chordata; Mammalia; Perissodactyla; Rhinocerotidae
Product: olfactory receptor 5G25-like
Exons: 1
Coding region: 1-945 (314 amino acids)
Biological process (GO): sensory perception of smell; G protein-coupled receptor signaling pathway
Cellular component (GO): membrane
Molecular function (GO): odorant binding; olfactory receptor activity; G protein-coupled receptor activity
Source: RefSeq, a predicted model, not a curated record